This is a messenger RNA of Pocillopora verrucosa, 2408 nucleotides long. RefSeq names its product low-density lipoprotein receptor-related protein 8. Gene Ontology annotation, biological process: canonical Wnt signaling pathway. Lineage: Eukaryota; Metazoa; Cnidaria; Anthozoa; Scleractinia; Pocilloporidae. The record is from RefSeq and is a predicted model, not a curated record. Gene Ontology annotation, molecular function: Wnt receptor activity; Wnt-protein binding.
AUGUUGCGAAUAUUCACGAUCUUUGCCGGAGCAGUUGUGCUGUGUUUUACGCAAGAAGGAAAUAAUUCACGGAAAGGCCGCAGCAGAGGGAAUCCUGUAUUUUUACAGGCACCACAAGAUAUUCAUUACUACGUCACUCCAAACUACUCAGUAAACUUGACUUGGGUUGCAGAUCACGUCUGCAAGAUUCAGGUUAAGUGCGCUGGCGAGAAAUUUCGAGAGGGAGGUACAAGAGUGUGUGGAAAGUCUUGCCAAGGCUGCAGAAAGAGGAAAAAGACCAAAAUAGUAACACCAGCUGAUUUUCCAAAAGACACACGAACCAUAACAUGUCAAUGCAAAGUGUGGGGUGUCCGUGCCGUUCGAACGGAAAAAAUAAUAAUCGAAAAAGCAUAUCUUCGUCGUAAUUUCGGCAAAGUCCCGUCGUGUCGAGUGGUAUCUCUCAACUCAACAGUGGUCCUUCCAUGCGCGCCUCCAAUCGGAUCACCUCCGGCUAAAGUCACGUGGUAUAAAAUUGGCGAGUCAUCCUCCAUAUUUAGAAAUAAAGGGCGCAGGCGAGUACGCAAGGGACAGUUAGUAAUCAAAGGUGGCCAGGUGGGGGACUCGGGCGAGUAUCGGUGUGUUGCACAGAAUAUUGCCAGAAGACGUGAGGGCCCGGUGAUUAAAUUAGUUGUCGGAGAAAACGUCUCCAGUGCUCUUUGCAACAAAGACGAGCCGCCAUGCAUCAAUCAGUCUUCGCCAGACUGUGAAACAAAAAGAAAUGAGACAUUCAAAUUUGAACCAACGUUGUUGGUUGGAUCGCAAGAUGCUUUUUUCACAGUAGACCUGUUCAACAUCUCAAGUCGGAGACCCAUCAAAGCUGAGAACGUCUUUUCAUUUGACUUUUCUUGGGAACCUGGCCAGAUUUUCUGGUCGGACAGGAAAAGCAUAAAGAAGCUAUCCCUACAUGAUGGUAUAAGUAAGGACACGCCCUUUCUUUUUGAUGACGGCGGCUCAGUGGAGGGACUGUUUGUUCAUUGGGUGGCUAAAAAGUUGUACUGGACUGAUGGACAACAUAAUGCGAUUUAUGUUGGAGAUCCAAAAAGCGGAGUCAAAGUCAAAGUCAUCGACAAUGGCCCUGAUUCACCGACUUUGAAAUCAGUUGUUGUUAGUCACUCGGAAAGUUACAUAUAUUGGACGAGCUGGGCAGCAACACCAAUAAUCGAGCGAGCUAGACUUGACGGUAGCGACCGGGAAGUAUUUAUCAACAAUAGUGUAUAUCUUCCAAACGCCUUGGCAAUUAACGAAGCAGAUAAAAAACUUUACUUGGCGGGAACGGAUGCGAAUAACUACGGAAUUAUUGAAGCUGUUUCAUUAGACGGGUUAAACCGCACCGUGAUUUUCAACCGAACUGGAUUCAUCCCAACUGCUUUGGACUUUUACCAAGACUUUUUGUAUUGUUCGGACUCAAAGAAGAAUGCAGUACUACGCGUUUCUCACCAGGGAGGAGAGGGUACAGUUCUUAUCAAUGGAUUGAGAAACCCAAUAGGAGUAAAGAUUUUCCAUAACCGCAAAGAAAGUUCGGAUCCAUGUCUUAAAGACAAUGGCCGAUGUGAUCAAUUGUGUCUCUAUCUGCCGUUCCGUGGACGACACAGAUGUCUCUGUGAAGAGAACUUUUUCUUGAGUGAAAAUGGAAAACAUUGCAGCGAACGCCGUCAAUAUCCCAGCGAAGGAGUUACCGAAUCAACACCAACGCCAACCAGUGUGGCCCACUCCUUCCAGACAGGAAUACUGUCGAGUGUCAUCUUACUACUGGUGGUAGUGGGGAUAGUAUACUGUGUGGUUCGCGUCAUCAAAAAAGGCUGUCCGUGUCAAAGACCUCAAGACCUACCGCGCAUACCCAGACAGUCGACAAAUCCUGAUGACAGAACUGAACAGGGUGAAGAUUUACUCGAAAUUACCGACCAAACUGACCUUGAAAAUGCAGGCUCACAGCCACCUAAAGAGUCGUCAAAUCUUAUUGGUCGAGACUACAGUCGUGAGCCGUCAGGGUCAGUUGCAGCAUGCGAGGAUUCAUCACAAACCUCACCCAAAAGUUUGGUGGUGUACUUUGAACAACAUGGUGGCGUGGCAAUUCUAGGAGAUGAUGCCCAACUACACCAUCAUUCUUCUCCUCAGAGUUAACGUAACUAAAAAGUUACAAAGACAUUCCAUGAACUGAUUGGCACAUUUAAAGACUUAAGUCGCCAUUUUAAGAACAUGUCUGCAUUUAGGUUGGAGAACUUCACUGUGAAAUAACUCCGUCACAUCGUUAACUAUUUCUACGGUAUUAUUUAUUUCUUCAUUAUCUUGUCUUGAAUAGUUUGUAGCGAUGAUGUGUCUGCGAUUCUAUGUACUCCUCCUUUACCUGUGAAAGAAGUCUCGUUCAAAAU